Physella acuta is the source of this 1403-nucleotide messenger RNA. RefSeq lists its product as uncharacterized. The record is from RefSeq and is a predicted model, not a curated record. Lineage: Eukaryota; Metazoa; Mollusca; Gastropoda; Physidae.
GCAUUUUAAGGUCAUGGCUACGGUCAAGGUAACAUAGAGCGUCAAAAUGGCGGACGAAUCAGAUGUUCCACCUUUAGAGGACAUGACAGAUACUCUGAGAAAAGCAGAAGCAAUAAGAACUGGCCUCACAGGUGAAGUCCUCAAAAACAAACCAGCAGCUCCAAAAGACAGAGCUAAAGUGAGAAAAAACAUUACUGCCCGUGUUAUUCAGCCAGAAAAUUUAGGAGAUGGGAAUGUAUCAAAUGCUCAAAAGGUAACUUCUAGCAGAAUAGAAGAGAUCGAAUCAGCUCAAUCUUCAGCAGGAGACAACUCAGUUGUACAUAAACCUUCAACAGAAAACAGCACAGGAGUGAAGAAACCUUCAACAGAAGACAGUACAGCAGUAAUUAAACCUUCAGCAGGAGACAGCAACACAGCAGUAAACAAACCUUCAUCAGGGUUAUUUGGUGGGAUGAAGAAAGGUUUCUUGUUUGGUGGCCCCUCAAAAGUCAGUAAACCAUCAACAAUUGCAAGCAAGACGGGUGAUUCUUCUGCUCCCAAAACUAAGGCUAGCCCAGUUGAACAGGAUGAUACAAUUCCUUUUGUGAGACCCACAGGUAGCUCAAGUCUCACCCUAGAGGAGGUACAGCAAGCCAUGUCUGAAACAAAAGGUCUCUUAGACAACCAAGAUUGGAUCACUGAUGAUUUGCUAAGUAAAGUGGAGAAAAAUGAAUUUCUUCUCAAGAGAUUUGCUGAUCCAACUUUUAUGAAUGCGUUACAUGAAUUUCAAACUAAUCCUGUAGCAGCGAUGGAAAAAUAUAAGAGCAACAAAGAAGUUGAGAAAUUUUUAAUGGAGUUUUGUGGUCUUUUGGGUGAUCACUUCACCAACAUGACGAGCUCACCCAGUCCACAGUCCAAUCAAAUCCCACAACCAAAGCCACAGCAGCCUCAGAACAACAGCAAACCUAAAAUAAUUGAAAUUACAGAAGCUAACCAAACAAAAGUUCCAACGCCAAAAAAACCUGUGGAGACUAAAGAACAGACCACCUCCCUUCCAGCUUUAAACCUGCCCAACAAAGGUGUGAAAGACAGCCAUAUCAAUGUGGAGACACAACCUGCCUACCAGGCUGAAAUAACCCAGGUUCCACCCAUUGAUGAUGCAGAAGUCAAAGAACUUUUAAAAGACCCAAAAACAAUGGAGAUUUUAUUGGAUCCAAAAGUCAUGCAAUUAAUUCAGCUUCUAAAGCAAGAUCCAGAGAAGGCACGGAGCAUGGUUGAAAAAGCUGAUGGAGAUUUACGAGACAAAAUCAGUUUUCUUGUUGGAAAAAGAUUGCUACAGUUUCAAAUAUAUUAGCCAUUAUUUAAUGCUUGUGAGAUUGUGUGAUGUAUGACUGUAGCUACUGGAUACAUUUGGUAAUGACUGC